UCCCCGUCAUCACUCCGCGUCCCGACCAGGAAGCCCUUACGCCUGGCAGCAGAAUAUGGAGGAGGAGGGGAGAGGUGAAAGUGCAGUUUGCGGGGUGUGUGCUGAACCAGGCAGCAUGACAGACCAAGCUCCCUUUGACACCAACUUGAUCACUGUGACCCGCUUCGUGCUGGAGGAGGGCAGGAAGGCGAAAGGCACCGGGGAAUUGAACCAGCUUCUCAGCGCUCUCUGUACUGCUGUCAAGGCGAUUUCGUCGGCCGUCAGGAAAGCGGGCAUCGCCAACCUAUAUGGACUUUCCGGAAGCAAAAUCAAUGUAACAGGCGAUCAGGUGAAGAAGCUCGAUAUACUUUCUAACGACAUGGUAGUAAACAUGUUAAUAUCCUCCUUCAGUACAUGCGUCCUUGUAUCGGAAGAAGAAAAAAAUGCCGUCAUUGUGGAUCCAGACACACGGGGAAAGUACAUUGUCUGCUUUGAUCCACUAGAUGGCUCUUCCAAUAUUGACUGUCUUGGUGCCAUAGGAACAAUUUUUUCUAUUUAUAAAAAGACAACUGAAGGCGAACCAAAUGAGAAAGAUGCUUUGCAGCCGGGUCGUAACAUCGUGGCAGCGGGUUACGCAUUGUAUGGCAGUGCCACCAUGCUGGUAUUUUCUGCAGGAAAGGGAGUGAACUGCUUCAUGCUGGAUCCAGCUAUUGGUGAAUUCAUUUUGGUCAACAAGAAUGUGACCAUGAAGAAGAAAGGCAAUAUUUACAGCAUUAACGAAGGCUACUCGAAGUACUUUGAUCCUGCAAUUUUAGAGUACAUCAAGCAAAAGAAAUGUCCAAAGGAUGGUAGUGCUCCCUACGGGGCAAGAUAUAUUGGCUCCAUGGUAGCAGAUGUUCAUAGGACUCUGAUGUAUGGAGGGAUCUUUCUGUACCCAGCCAAUACAAAAAGUCCCCAAGGAAAGCUUCGACUUUUGUACGAGGGCAAUCCCAUGGCGUACAUCAUAGAGCAGGCAGGAGGUAUGGCCACCACAGGUACGAAGAAUGUGCUGGACAUUGUACCUGAAUCCAUUCACCAGAGGGAACCAAUUGUACUGGGAUCCACAGAUGAUGUUCUAGAGUACCUCGAACAUGUAAAACGAUGUGCCAAAAUCAUAUAACAGUGGAAUAUGAAUCGCAAACUGUAAAGAAAAACCUGGACCAAAGAUUGUUCAUUUCUUCCAUGCAAAGUAACAUUCCAACUUGAUGAUCCAAAUCAUAUCAUUAAUAAAGUGAUUCCGAUCCUUAGAGUUAUCAAUCUAGUGCGUUUGGCUCAGCCUAGUUUUUGUGUGUCUUUAUGUAACAAAUGGUGCACAACAACACCUAUACAACAUAGAUCAAUGAAGGAUUAAAAAUAAACUUGAUCACUUACCC
Messenger RNA from Amblyraja radiata (thorny skate), 1391 nucleotides. RefSeq names its product fructose-1,6-bisphosphatase 1-like. NCBI's taxonomy places the organism in Eukaryota, Metazoa, Chordata, Chondrichthyes, Rajiformes, Rajidae. Gene Ontology annotation, molecular function: fructose 1,6-bisphosphate 1-phosphatase activity. Gene Ontology annotation, cellular component: cytoplasm; cytosol. The transcript has 8 exons. The record is from RefSeq and is a predicted model, not a curated record. The coding region runs from base 56 to 1138 and encodes 360 amino acids. Gene Ontology annotation, biological process: fructose metabolic process; fructose 6-phosphate metabolic process; sucrose biosynthetic process.